Tachysurus fulvidraco (yellow catfish) is the source of this 1721-nucleotide messenger RNA. It is a transcript of the gene dnaja, whose product is annotated as DnaJ heat shock protein family (Hsp40) member A. NCBI's taxonomy places the organism in Eukaryota, Metazoa, Chordata, Actinopteri, Siluriformes, Bagridae. The coding region runs from base 156 to 1349 and encodes 397 amino acids. The transcript has 8 exons. Gene Ontology annotation, cellular component: cytoplasm; cytosol. Gene Ontology annotation, biological process: response to heat; protein refolding. The record is from RefSeq and is a predicted model, not a curated record. Gene Ontology annotation, molecular function: ATP binding; Hsp70 protein binding.
GAAAUUUCCUGUUCUUCAGAGCUCCAGAAAGUUCUGCAGCUCCUCGUAUAUAUAUAUAUAAAGGCGCAGCGGCCAUCUUCAUUCAGACAUAGCAACUCCAUCCAACCGGCAGGCUGUGACACACUGAGCGAGGAAACAGUUAUUGUUUGUCAGAAAUGGUGCGAGAGACCGGCUACUAUGAUAUUCUCGGAGUAAGUCCGAAAGCCUCUGCGGAUGAAAUUAAGAAAGCAUAUCGAAAACUGGCGUUAAAAUACCACCCGGACAAAAAUCCAAAUGAAGGCGAAAAAUUCAAGCUCAUUUCACAAGCCUAUGAAGUCCUGUCAGAUCCUAAAAAGCGAGAUGUGUAUGACCAAGGAGGUGAACAAGCACUCAAAGAAGGUGGUGUGGGUAGUGGAGGUUUCUCCUCUCCUAUGGACAUCUUCAACAUGUUCUUUGGUGGUGGAGGGAGAACUCAGAGAGAAAGGAGAGGGAAAAAUGUGGUCCACCAACUUGGUGUCACACUUGAAGAAAUGUACAGUGGUUCAACCAGGAAACUUGGUCUCCAGAAGAAUGUGAUCUGUGAGAAAUGUGAUGGUUACGGAGGAAAGAAAGGGGCUCUUGAGAAAUGCUCAAAUUGCAAAGGCAGAGGAGUGCAAAUUCAGGUACAACAGAUUGGACCAGGAAUGAUUCAGCAGAUACAGAGUAUGUGCUCAGAUUGCCAGGGACAAGGUGAGAGGUUCAGUGCCAAGGACAGAUGCAAGAAUUGCAAUGGGCACAAAGUGGAGCGCAAAAAGAAGAUUCUUGAGGUCCACAUUGACAAAGGUAUGAAAGAUGGGCAAAAAAUCACAUUCCAUGGAGAGGGUGAUCAGGAACCAGGUUUGGAACCCGGUGAUGUCAUUAUCGUCCUCGACCAAAAAGACCACCCUAUAUUUCAGAGGAGGGAAGACAACCUACAUAUGAAGAUGCAGUUAAAGCUAGUUGAGGCUCUCUGUGGGUUCAAGAAGACUAUACAGACACUAGACAACAGAACACUUGUCAUCAGCUCACCUCCUGGUAAAGUAAUAAAACAUAAUGAGUUAAAGUGUAUUCAGAAUGAGGGCAUGCCUGUGUACAGAGAUCCAUAUGACAAAGGACUGCUCAUUAUUCAGUUUGAGGUUGAGUUCCCAGAGAAAUACUGGCUUCCAGAGAACAUGUUUCCCCAGCUGGAGGCACUGCUUCCUAAGCGAGAUGAGGUGAUGCUGAUUGAUGAUAUGGAAGAGGUGGACCUUUCUGAAGUAGAUUAUGAAUCCCAGAGGAGUAAGUACAGUAGAGAAGCAUAUGAAGAAGAUGAGGGUUCCAGAAGCCAUGGAGUACAGUGUCAGACUCAGUGAAACUUCUCCUGCAUUUUAUGUUGCAGCUUUUCUGUGUAAAUUUGACACCAGAAUUGCUAACUUUUUUCCUGUCUGUGAACAAGAUGUAAUUUGAUUGGCUUGAACCCAGAAAUUUCCCUUCUAUUGCAUCCUGUUAAAGAAAGUAGGUGGAAAGGACAGGACCUGACUUUAGUAUGUUGCUUUAUUUGUCACACAACUGCUCACAGUUGUGCCUUCACUGUUUGAAUAUGUCUCAUUUAUCUGUUGAUGUAAUUUGUUUUUCUUCUAAAGAAGGGUAUCUGUAUGCUUUCUAUGAAGGUAACACCCCUCACAUUUCACCUGUGUAUCUAUCAAUGAAAAAUGUGUUUUCUGAAAUAAAACACUUUAAUUGUG